Messenger RNA from Gossypium raimondii (Peruvian cotton), 2583 nucleotides. RefSeq names its product 65-kDa microtubule-associated protein 3. Gene Ontology annotation, molecular function: microtubule binding. The record is from RefSeq and is a predicted model, not a curated record. Bases 197 to 2392 code for a protein of 731 amino acids. Gene Ontology annotation, biological process: microtubule cytoskeleton organization. Lineage: Eukaryota; Viridiplantae; Streptophyta; Magnoliopsida; Malvales; Malvaceae. The transcript has 13 exons. Gene Ontology annotation, cellular component: cytoplasm; spindle.
AAACAAAUAAAUGAGAUUUGAAAUUCAAAUUGUCUUGGUUCCUAAUCUAUCAUUAAAAACAAAUCCAUAAUCACCGCUCUUCAACGGACACCUAUUUUUGUUCUUUUUUCUGGAAAUCCAAAAUUCAAACCUAACCUGGAAAGCUUCGUCUCAAUCUCUUUUCCUUAAGGUAUUGUUUUGGCAGGAAUUGUUCAACAUGUCUACUACGCCAAGUGAUCCACUUCUUCAAGUGGAAACAACUUGCGGAACCCUUUUAUAUGAACUUCAGAUAAUCUGGGAUGAAGUUGGGGAGACAGAUACUGAUCGGGAUGAAAUGCUGCUUGAGCUUGAACGAGAAUGCCUGGAAGUAUACAGAAGAAAGGUAGAUCAGGCAAAUCGCUGUAGAGCUCAGCUAAGACAGACAAUUGCUGAUUCUGAAGCCGAACUUGCUGCCAUCUGUUCAGCAAUGGGGGAGAGGCCAGUGCAUAUUAGGCAGUCAGAUCAAAAUGCUGGAAGCUUGAAGGAGGAACUCAGCAAAAUUCUUCCACAAUUGGAAGAAAUGAAGAAACGGAAAAUAGAAAGAAGAAAUCAAUUUGUACAAGUUUUACAACAGAUACAAAUUAUCACAAAUGAGAUUUAUGGAUCAGCCAAAUUAGUUUCUUCCAAAGCAGUUGUGGAUGAAAGUGACUUGUCCUUAAGGAAACUUGAAGAAUUGCACAAACAGCUCAAUGAACUUGAGAAAGAGAAGAAUGACCGUUUAAAGCAGGUUGAGGACCACCUUAGCAUGUUGAACUCACUCUGCUUGGUGAUGGGCAUGGAUUUCAAGCUCACAGUUGCCGAGGUCCAUCCUAGUUUAGGUGACUCCGAAGGAUUUUGGAGUAUUAGUAAUAACACAAUUGAGCAGUUGGCUACUUUGAUUAAAAAGUUACAGGAAGUUAAGAUACAGAGGAUGCAAAGGCUACAAGAUCUUGGUACUACCAUGUUGGAAUUAUGGAAUCUGAUGGAUACACCUAUUGAGGAGCAACAGAUGUUUCAGAAUGUUACCUGUAAUAUAGCUGCUUCAGAACAUGAAAUUACAGAACCCAACACUCUCUCUGUGGAUUUCAUCAAAUAUGUUGAGGCAGAAGUUUCUAGGUUGGAAGAGUUAAAGUCUAGCAAAAUGAAAGAGCUUGUCCUGAAGAAGAGAUUAGAGCUGGAGGAGAUAUGUAGGAAGACGCACUUGGUCCCAGAUUCACAAAGUGCAGUAGAAGAUGCCAUUGAAGCUAUUGAGUCUGGGGCUGUUGGUGCUGCUACCAUACUAGAACAGAUUGAACUUCAAAUUGCUAAGGUCAAAGAGGAAGCUUUUAGCAGGAGAGAAAUACUUGAAAGGGUGGAGAAAUGGUUGAUGGCUUGUGACGAGGAGUGCUGGCUCGAGGAAUAUAACAGGGAUGAAAACCGAUAUAAUGCUGGGAAAGGUGCUCAUCUUACACUGAAGCGUGCUGAGAAAGCCCGUUCAUUGGUUAAUAAACUUCCAGGAAUGGUGGAGGCAUUGGCUUCAAAGACAAUGGCAUGGGAAAAGGAAACAGAGGUUGAAUUUUUGUAUGAUGGUAUUCGUCUGCUAUCUAUGCUUGAAGAGUAUACUAUUUUACAACAAGAGAAAGAGCAAGAACGGCGUAGGUUGCGGGACCAAAAGAAACUCCAGGGACAACUAAUAGCAGAACAAGAGGCACUGUAUGGGUCAAAACCAAGCCCAUCAAAGCCCCUGAGUGUCAAAAAGGGUCCUAGGCAUUCAACUGGAGGUGCAAGCAGUAGAAGAGUCUCCUUGGGAGGAGCAAUGCUGCCUACUCAUAAACCUGAUUCCCUUCACUCUGCAAAGGCUACUCCCCAAACACUUCAUAAGAGGACUGAGAGAAUGUUUCAAAAUGACCAUUUGAAUCACCGCCAUGACGAUGCCAUUCCAGCUUUCUCAGCUUUUAGGAGAGGCGUAGACAUUGCUGACAUUCCUGUAAGAAAGCACUCGUUCAAUCUAGUAAAUACUAAUGAACUAGAAUCACCAUUGGUUCGUAAGCCGUUCUCGCCUAUCUCAUCCAUGGUAUCUUCAAAAACCAAUACAACAAACACAUUAGAAGAUGAUGGUGAAACUUUACAGAAAAUGAAACCGGUUAAUUUUCCAUACACUACUCCCUCGAAGACAACGUUUUUGGUUGACGAAGAGAACAGAACACCAAAGGCAAUGUGUAUAGCAGCCAUGACUCCAGCAUCCACGGUGUCAGUUCCGAUGCAGACAGCCAUGACUCCUGCUCCAUUAAUAAUACCGUUCGGUAAGCCAGUUCAAGAAAUUUCUGAAGAGAUUGAGCAAUCGUUUGAGGAAAAAAGGCUUGCUUUUGUGCUUGCUGAAACACUACAAGUAACAACAUCACUGGUACAAGUAUGAUGUUUAAGAAAAAACCUUGGUUGAAUUGAAACUGAAUGAGAUUGAUUUUAUUCUUUUAUAUAUAUAUUGUGUUUCUUCUCCGGUUUGUAAGGGGAAAAAGUCAAUUAUAAAUUGGCUGUUGAUAUGCUAUGUACCUUUCACAUUUUACUGAAUUUUGUUGUUAUUUUUAUUUUAUUUUAUCUUUUAGUUGA